AUGACAUCACAACACUAUUUAGCAACUUUCCUUGCACAUGUUUGUAUUCAGUUUUACACGGGAAGCAUAGUCGAGGAAUCCAAGAAGUGUCCGUCAUGAACAUUUUGCAGAUAUUUUACGAGUGGAUCGACAUCAAAGCUGUUUUUAUAUUUUCGUGUGUGUUUUUAUUGCUGAGUGAUUAUAUCAGAAAUAAAGCACCGAAGAACUUUCCUCCUGGACCUUGGUCUUUGCCGUUUAUAGGAGACCUUCAUCAUAUCGAAAAUGGUAGGAUUCAUCUUCAGUUAUCUCAGUUUGCAGAAAAAUACGGCAAGAUUUUCAGUCUUAGAAUUCUCGGGUCAAGAAUCGUUGUGUUGGAUGGAUAUAAACUCGUGAAGGAGGUGUAUUUACAACAGGAUGACAGCCUUGCUGGUCGACCUAUGUUACCUAUAUUUUAUGACAUUGUCGGAGACAAAGGUUUAGUUGCUGCCAAAGGCUAUAAAUGGAAGCAACAGAGAAGAUUUGCUCUCUCAACCCUUCGGAACUUCGGAUUGGGAAAGAAAAGCCUGGAGCUGUCCAUCAGUCUUGAAUGUCGCUUUCUGAAUGAGGCCGUUUCAAAUGAACAAGGUCGACCAUUUGACCCUCGCUCACUGCUGAGCAAUGCUGUCUCAAACGUGAUCUGCGUGCUUGUGUUUGGUCAUCGAUUUGAGUACAGUGACAAUGGCUUUCAGUCUCUCUUGAAGAACAUCAAUGAAGCUGUGUAUCUGCAAGGAGGCAUCUGUGCUCAGCUGUAUAACAUGCUUCCACGACUCAUGCGGCAAGUGCCUGGACCACAUCAGAGAAUUUUUACUCUGUGGCGUGAGGUGAUUGACUUUGUUCGAGAGAAGGUGAAUGCACACAGAGUGGAUUAUGAUCCAUCAAAUCCUCGAGACUACAUUGACUGCUUCCUUGGAGAGAUGGAAAAAGUUAAAGAUGACACAGAUGCUGGAUUUGAUGUGGAAAACUUGUGCUUCUGUACUCUGGAUCUGUUUGGAGCGGGAACUGAGACCACCUCCACCACUCUGUACUGGGGUCUUCUCUACAUGGUAAAAUAUUCUAAGAUACAGGCCAAAGUUCAGGAGGAGAUUGAUCAUGUUGUGGGAGGGUCACGGCAGCCAUCUUUAUCAGACAGAGACAACAUGCCCUACACCAAUGCUGUCAUUCAUGAGAUACAGAGAAUCGGAAAUAUUAUCCCAAUGAAUGUGCCCCGGGUUACUGUGGAAGAUAUUCAGAUAGGAAAAUACUCCAUUCCCAAGGGCACAAUAGUGACCGGCAAUUUGACAUCAGUGCUGUUUGAUGAGUCCGAGUGGGAGACGCCUCACUGUUUCAACCCGGGUCACUUCCUGGAUGCAGAAGGCCAAUUUAGGAGACGAGAUGCCUUUUUACCUUUUUCUCUAGGAAAGAGAGUGUGUCUUGGAGAGCAACUGGCACGGAUGGAGCUGUUCCUCUUCUUCUCCUCUCUGCUGCAGCGCUUCACUUUCUCUUCACCAGUGGGUGUGGAGCCCAGCUUGGAUUUUAAACUGGGGGCCACUCACUCUCCCCAACCAUAUGAAUUAUGUGCAGUCCCACGCUAAAACAAGCAAUGCAUAGAUAAUUUAAUGCAUUUCAGUAAUUAAAAGAAACAAAACAAAUGUUUGUAAAAAAAGAACCCAAAAUGUGUGGGUCUGUGUGCAAACAUGCAUUUAAUCUUAUUAAUUGUUUGUUUGAAUGUAGACUGGCAUUUGGUUAGCUGGUUAUUUGGUGAUUUUAAUAAUACUACAAUAUUUACAAAUAAAUACACUAGAAAAAAAUACCAUGAGUAUAAGUCAUAAAGGGGAACAAAAUCUAAAUCUUUAAAAAGUAAAAAAAAAAAAUGUCAGUUGUAUCAAAUUUAAGGUUAAAAAGG
This is a messenger RNA of Carassius carassius (crucian carp), 1900 nucleotides long. Its product is annotated as cytochrome P450 2J2-like. The transcript has 9 exons. Gene Ontology annotation, cellular component: intracellular membrane-bounded organelle; cytoplasm. Gene Ontology annotation, biological process: xenobiotic metabolic process. Lineage: Eukaryota; Metazoa; Chordata; Actinopteri; Cypriniformes; Cyprinidae. Bases 96 to 1589 code for a protein of 497 amino acids. The record is from RefSeq and is a predicted model, not a curated record. Gene Ontology annotation, molecular function: iron ion binding; heme binding; oxidoreductase activity, acting on paired donors, with incorporation or reduction of molecular oxygen, reduced flavin or flavoprotein as one donor, and incorporation of one atom of oxygen.